AUGGCCCGUCCCACACCAUAUUCCCGGCCACAUACAUCCAACGUUGGACUCAAAAGCGCCAGUCAUAUCGCGCGCUCGCGGUUGGCUGCUAGUGCUCAACAAAAGACAGUGCGCGUCACUGAGCCUCCCAAAAACGCCAAGCCCAGAAGAGACAAGAACCGCGUCCAACUAUUCUCCCGAAGUGCCCGCUACCAACCCCCAUCGAGCCCACUGCAAAAGAAAAAGGGGACAGGGAAGCACGAAUGA
Penicillium brevicompactum is the source of this 246-nucleotide messenger RNA. RefSeq lists its product as uncharacterized. Bases 1 to 246 code for a protein of 81 amino acids. The record is from RefSeq and is a predicted model, not a curated record. Lineage: Eukaryota; Fungi; Ascomycota; Eurotiomycetes; Eurotiales; Aspergillaceae. The transcript has 2 exons.